UCUUCAAAGAUGGCGGCGCCGAAUUUGAAUGUCCCUUCCUAUUUCUCUGUGCCUACAGAUUCCAAGAGACUUGAUUUACAACCUCCAUCAUCUUUUGAACGACUGUCGUCAACUGACCCUUAUCAUUCAUUAGCAGAUGCCACAAAGAAGAUUUUAGACUUAAAAGUUGAGAACCAGAAAUUAAGGGAAGCAAGACAAGCAACUCUCAACAAAGCAGAGCAGGAGAUCAAAGCAACCAUUGACCUGCAUCACAGUGGAAGACCGUCAGAGCUGCAGUUACAUCAAAGCAAUGAUGUUAUCGCACGACAAGCAUCAGAAAUCGCACAGCUCAAGGUCGAGUUGAAAUUCCUACAAGAACAGCAUGCCAGGGAACUGAGGGAAUCUUACGAGAAAAAGACGCGACAAGAGCUGGAGCACAGUAGGAGUAUUUUGGAGUUAGAGAGCCAAAUGAAAAUGUCUGAAAAUAUGUAUCAGAAAGAGCUUGCACAACUGAAAUUAUGCUAUGGGAAUAAGAAGGAGGAGACUGAAGCAACAGUUUCUCAGCUGCAGAGGGAGUUAGAAUCUAGAAAAUCUCAGUACCAUCGUGACAUUGAAGAACUACAAAAUAGAGUUGGCAAAAAGGAAGCCGACUAUGACAGAUUUUUACAACAACUUCAACAACAGCUGAGUGUUAAAGAGAGUGAAAUUGAAGGAUUACAGUCAAAGGUAUCACAGUUAAAGACAUAUAUAGGAGAUGCAAUACCCAGCACAACAACUACAUCAGCAUGGAAAUUAGAAAAACAAAACUUUGAAAAAAAAUUGCAAGGAUUACAGAAAAACAACGACAAUAUGCAAUCCUCAACACAGUAUUUAAAUAUCCGCCUCACCUCCCUGAAUGAAAUUCUAACUAUACAAGAAAAUGAACUCAGUAAAAGUAAAACAGACCAAGCUGACAGUAAUCAGAGAAAACAAAAUCUGCUCAAUAAAUGGCGUGAGAAAGUUUUUAGUCUACUAGUUCAGCAGAAGUCUCAAGACAUAGUUUCCAAGAAAGACUAUUCUAACUACAAACUACAGUUAAACAAACUAGAAGAAGAAUUGUCAAGUUGUCAGAAUGAAUGCAGUAUGCUACAACACACAGUGAGAGAUAAAGAUGCUCAACUUCAAAUGGAAAAAUCUCAAAACAAGUCUUUACAAGAAGAAUUGUCAUCUCUCCAAGAGGUGGCUGCAGUGUUGGAUUGUAAACUUGAAGAAAGUGAGCAAUUGGUGGGUGAGCUGAAAGAUUUUGUCAUGAGUGUUUCUGAAAGAAAUAGAGAACUAGAAAAUACUCUGCAAACUGCUAUUACCAAAAUGCUAUCCUAUGAGAAAAGAAUAGACUUUGCCAAUGGUAGAUUGCGAAUGUUACAAGGGUUAAUAGCCAGACGAGAAACUGUGUACAAAAUGAAAAUAGAGGAAUUAACGAAUGAAGAAGAAGAUGAUGGUGGAUUGGUCCAACAACCACCUGUAUCUGCUCUGUCUGCUCCAUCGAGUUUGAAGGAAGAUCAGUUGUCAAAAGAAUUACAGCGUGUGACAGCAGAAAGAGAUAGACUUGCUGUCCAGAUACAAGAAGACAAUGAAAUCAUACAGCAACAAGUUAACAAAGCUAAGCAAAAAUUUGAAAAACAGUUACAAGAUUCUCUUAGAACAAUUGAAGAACAAAAAACAUUAUUACAAGAAAAAUCUAGGAAAAUAAGUCAGCUUAGUGAACAACUAACUGAUGCUGAAAAUGAAAAUCAAGAAGCCAAAGAAACCAUUGAAUCUUUAAAAACCAAUCUCGCAAAAGAACAAGUUUCCAUGAAUAAAGGUAAGAACAUGACCUUUUCACACGUAUUACAAAAUGCUUGA
Saccoglossus kowalevskii is the source of this 1860-nucleotide messenger RNA. RefSeq names its product coiled-coil alpha-helical rod protein 1-like. Gene Ontology annotation, biological process: protein export from nucleus; cell differentiation. The record is from RefSeq and is a predicted model, not a curated record. Lineage: Eukaryota; Metazoa; Hemichordata; Enteropneusta; Harrimaniidae. Gene Ontology annotation, cellular component: centriole.